This is a messenger RNA of Cordyceps militaris CM01, 1116 nucleotides long. Its product is annotated as endonuclease/exonuclease/phosphatase. Gene Ontology annotation, molecular function: 3'-5'-RNA exonuclease activity. The coding region runs from base 1 to 1116 and encodes 371 amino acids. The record is from RefSeq and is a predicted model, not a curated record. Lineage: Eukaryota; Fungi; Ascomycota; Sordariomycetes; Hypocreales; Cordycipitaceae. The transcript has a single exon.
AUGCCCCUUUCAUCCUUGGCGGCGAAACGACGGUCGGCACGCAACUCGUAUCCUUUCCAGCUCGCCCUGACCACCCUCCUCGCCCUGUUCGCCGCCCUCACCUGGCACCUCUACGCGACCCAGCGGCUCCCGUCCAUCAUGACGUCGCAAGACCUCGGCGGCAAGCCGAGCAGCUUCGUCUACGUCCCGCCCGUCGGCGCGGGCCAGGCGCAGCAACCGAUCCCGACGGACUCGUCGCUGCACGUCGCCAUUGACGCGCAGGGUACCACCACCACAAACACCAUCACCAUGCCCCUCCGUCUCCUCUCGUACAAUGUGCGCUACGACAACCCGCACCCCAUCACGGGCGAGCAGCCGUGGCGCGUGCGCGGGCCCAAACUCGCCACCCAGCUGCGCUUCCUCACCGAGGGCCACGACAACGCCUUUCUCUGCCUGCAGGAGUGUCUCCGCUCCCAGGUGGACGACAUCCAGGCACGGCUGGGCGCGGGCUGGGCGCACAUUGGCCGCGGCCGCGACGCGCGCGCCACCGACGGCGAGUUCUCGCCCGUCUACUACCGCGCCGCCGUGUGGAACUGCACGCACACGGAGACGCGCUGGCUGAGCGAGACGCCGCACACGCCGUCGCGCGGCUGGGACGCGGCGCUGAACCGCAUCGUCACGAUUGGCGAGUUCACCCACCGCGCGCGCGGGACCAAGGUCGUCGUCAUGAGCACCCACUUUGACCACGUCGGGGUCCGGGCCCGCGAGAACAGCGCCCGCCUGCUGAUUGCGAUUGCGAGGGAGUGGAGCGGCCGCGCGGAGGGAGCGGCCGUCCUCGUCGGCGGCGACUUCAACAGCACGCCCGACGACGGCGCGUACAAGGUCAUGGUGGCCGAGGGCUCCGGCAUGUCCGACAUUUCGGACCUCGUGGCCCCCGAGGACCGCUACGGGAACCACUUGACGUACACGAGCUUUGGCGAGCCCGGCGAGGGCCCGCAACGCAUCGACUUUUUGUUCAUCCAGGAGCCGCGCGCCGCCGUCAUCAAGUCGUUUGGCGUCUUGCCCAACAGCUUCGACGACAAGGUGCGCCUCUCGGAUCACCGGCCGGUGGUGGCGGACAUGGAUGUCCCGAUUUAG